GAUAGAAGCGGCCAAAUUCUUGGCGUAGCUAUCGCUUUCUUAAUUCCUACAGCGUUGUCUACUUGCCUGAGAGUUUAUACCCGAACCAAGAUUCUCCGAAGUCAAGCUGGCUGGGAUGAUGCUGCUAUGGUGAUAGCAUUCGGAUUUAUCCUCACAUAUCUGGUCUCUCAAUUAUGCGGUGUCGCUCACGGAAACGGCAAGAAAAGAUAUCUUCUGGAUGAUGACACCGCACAGAUGGGCCUGAUGUACUGGUUCUUCUGCGAAAUCUUCUACACACUCUCUACCGCCGCCCUCAAGAUCAGCAUCGGUCUCUUCCUCCUCCGCAUCGCUGUCAAUCGCAUCCACAUCUGGAUCAUCCGCUGGAUCAUGAUCCUCAACGUCCUUUUCGCCGUUCCUUACUGUUUGCUGGUUACCUUUCAAUGUCGACCCAUCUCCUUUUGGUGGGAUCUCAAUCCUAGCCAUCAUGGCAAAUGUAUAAGUCCCGAUGUCAUUAUGAUUUUGACCUAUGUUGUUUCGGUGUUGAAUUCAGUUGCGGAUUGGACGUUUGGACUUUUACCGUUCUUUAUUGUAAGAAAGUUGCAAAUGAAGAAGCAGACUAAAGUUCUGGUGGUUUCCAUUCUCGGUUUUGCUGCCUUGGGCAGCACAGCAACAAUCAUCCGCACCCCCUUCGUCCACACCCUCAAAGACUUCAAAGGCGAAUUCUUGUACAACACCGCCGACGUCGCAAUCUGGACAACAGUCGAACUCGGCAUCACCGCCACAGCCGCCAACAUCGCCACUUUACGCCCUUUACUCUCCUCCCUCCGCGCACACUUUGGCGUUGCUUCCACCACUGCUACAGGCUCAAAA
Aureobasidium namibiae CBS 147.97 is the source of this 849-nucleotide messenger RNA. RefSeq lists its product as uncharacterized. The transcript is spliced from 4 exons. The record is from RefSeq and is a predicted model, not a curated record. The annotation marks the transcript as partial. Lineage: Eukaryota; Fungi; Ascomycota; Dothideomycetes; Dothideales; Saccotheciaceae.